Molecule: messenger RNA, 879 nt
Organism: Mus caroli (Ryukyu mouse)
Lineage: Eukaryota; Metazoa; Chordata; Mammalia; Rodentia; Muridae
Source: RefSeq, a predicted model, not a curated record
AUGGGAAAUCUCCAGGAGUCCCUGGAGCUCCCUCAGACCUCCUGGGACGUCUCCCAGGGUGGCAGCCAGUUACUCCUGACAUGUCUGUCAAAAAAUUUUCCGUCUCGGUCUCGGUCUCGGUCUCGGUCUCGGUCUCGGUCUCGGUCUCGGUCUCGGUCUCGGUCUCGGUCUCGGUCUCGGUCUCGGUCUCGUCUGUCAUCCCAGAACUCACUUUGUAAAGCUGGAUUCACAGUGAAUAGAUUAGAGUAAACAAUCUUGGCUCCUGUUGGUACAGUACUGGAGCUCAGCUUUCAGUUGUCUCCACCACAAAAUGCACAGCAUAUGGAUAUUCCCUGGUUCAGGUCCCACUAUACACAGCCUAUUUAUCUAUAUAAGGAUGGCAAAGACAUGUUUGGAGAAAUUAUCCCCAAAUGUGUUGAGAGAAUAGAAUGUUUGAAGGAUGCCAUUGGAGAAGGGAGACUGACCCUCAGGAUCCUUACUGUCAGUUCUGAUGGUGAAGGGCAAUAUCACUGCAUCUUCAAAAGUGGCAAAUUCUCUGAAGAGCACAUCACAGAAGUCAAGGUUUCAGCUGGGAAAUCCCGGGUUCAAAUUCUUGUUCAUCCUCCUACUACCAAAGGUGUAAUAGUGGAGUGUCAUUCAGGAGGUUGGUUCCCACAGCCCCGUUUGGAAUGGAGAGACAACAGAGGAGGGUUCAUUCCAGAUGCAUCAAAAUUCCAUUCACAGGACAGAGACACACUGUUCAAUAUGACAAUAACCUUUCUCCUUACAGACAACUCCUUCAGGAAUGUCACUUGUUGCCUUUACAAACCUCUAACAGGCCAAAAGGAAAGCACAAGCACUGUUCUAUGGAUAAAAUUCAUAUAUUCAUUAUUGAAAUAA